UAAAGUUCCAUCCGAUCGGGCUGAUUAUUCCUCCGAGCUAACCCCCGGCUCCGGAUCCUGAUCCUUCAAUUGCAACGACACCCCCAAACCAUUCGAUUAGAUCUCUGAUUGUCCCUUGAUUUUUGCAGAGGGUUGAUCGUCCUGUUUGUCUCUGAUCGAAUCCGAAUUCCGAAGAAUGCCGCCUCCCAAUUGUCUCCUCCACGUCGAGGACACCUUUGGACCCGUCGUCAAGGGAUGCGGGUCCAAUUUCGACUUCACCUUGUUGUUUGAGGAGACGAUUCUUUGUAUUCUUCCUCUUUGCGUGGCUAUUGGUCUUGCUGUAUUUCGGAUUACGCGACUUUGGAGAAAGCCGGUGAUAUUUAGGGGUUGUUUCAUAUUGCCGCUGAAGCUGAUCGCAUGGACGUUGGUACUUGGAUCGCAAGCGAGCGUCGUCGCGCUCUUCACCAUUCGCGAUGAAACUCGAACGAGAGCCAGUAUUGUCGCGGGAAGUAUUGGCAUAGUCGGCUCCGCGAUACUAACAUGCCUUUCUUUCCUGGAGCAUCAGCGCGCGGUGCGCACUUCGUCCAUCUUGGUCCUUUAUCUUCUGUCGGCUAUCCCCAUGGAUGCCGCUCGCGCCCGAACCCUUUGGCGAAUGCUAGAUGGACGAGACCCUGCGAUUGCUGUUAUGGUGCUGGCAAGUACUAAGGUUCUCGCUCUGGUCACUGAGAUGUUGUGGAAAUGUUCGUUGGUAAACAGACAUGAACUAUGCGAUGCCCCAGAGGAGAGCAACGGUAUCAUUGAACGUGCGCUUAUGCUGAGAAUGAUGCCGAUUUUCUGGGCUGGAUACCGCACGCCGUUGCAGACUGAGCAUCUCUCCAAGCUUAGUACCAAGUUGCAGAAUGCCGAAUUGAGGCCGACCGAAAAGGGACCGAAGAGGAAGCAGGAGCCGAUCAAGCUUGCGAAAGAGAUCUUCUUCUCUCACACCAUCGAGUUUCUAGCGCCUAUAUUCCCCCGACUAUGCUACCUUUCCUUGACCUUUGCCCAACCAUUCCUCGUCCGUCGAGCGAUUGACUACAUCUCGAAGCCAAAGACCGAAGGCUCAGAUCAGAGAGGUGAUGGACUCAUCGCAGCAUAUGCUCUUGUCUACUAUGGCAUUGCAUUUGUCUCCUCUCUGUAUGAACAAAGCGCUGUUCGAGCCACCACUGUCGUCCGUGCCGAUCUAUCGAUGCGAAUCUACCAGCAAUCACUCCUUCUCGAUCGAGUCGUGGAUACGGGAGACUCAAGUACAACAAUGAUGACUGCCGACGUCGAGCGCGUGCAGCUCGGAGUUCGAAAGAUACAUGACGCUUGGGCUAGCUUCGUAUCUGUUGCAAUUGGACUCUGGCUCAUCGAAGUACAGCUCGGUCUUGCAGCUUUGGUUACGUUAGGGUUGAUCGGAGGCUCUUUACUGCUUGGCGGAUACUGGUCUGGGCGCGCUAGCAGAUUCCAGAAGAAUUGGAUGGCCGCCAUUGAGAAGCGCCUCCACAAGACAGUGCAGGUCUUGAAGGGUAUCAAGAGCAUCAAGCAAAUGGGCGCGGCGCCAGCGAUAAAGACCAUGCUUGAAGAUGAAAGACAAUCGGAGAUCAAGCUAUCCAAGAGAUUCCGUCUUCAACUCAUUGCACUUGUAACCUUAUCUUUCACCUCUCUCACCAUGCUUCCAGCCUUGGGUCUCAGCGUCCACAACGCUGUGUCGGACAAAUCAUCAGGACGCAUCCUCACCGCCCAAACAGCCUUCCAAGUCAUGACCCUCUUCAACAUCGUCAGCUCAAGUAUACAAGACUGUACCUCCCAUGUCAUGGCUAUCAUGGUAGGACUCGGCUCACUGCAGCGUAUUGAGAGCUUUCUCAACCAGCAUACCUGGACAGAUCCUCGAAAGUCUAUCAGAGAUGCUAGCAUCAGUACAGAUGAGAGUUCUGUUGGUGGCUCAAGCGAGAAGAAGGUUCUCACCGACGUUGCUGUCAAGAUUCAGAACGUUAGCGCAAAGUGGACUGACGAUGGCGAAGAUAUCAUCAAAGACGCUACGUUUGAUGUACCAGCUCAUGGAUUGACUGUCAUCGCUGGACCGACAGGCAGUGGAAAGUCGACUCUGCUGCGUGUUGUGUUGGGUGAUCUUACACCGUCAUCUGGAACCGUCUCUGUCGAUGAUUCGCAGGUUGCUUUCUGUGACCAGACGCCUUGGAUUGCUAAUAUUAGCAUCAAGGAGAACAUCGUGGGUGCCUUGCCUUUCUAUGAAGAGCGAUAUCGCAUGGCGCUUCAUGCAUGUGCUCUUGAUCAGGACAUUGAAGAUCUGACAGACGGAGACAAACAUCUUUGUGGCUUAAAUGGACAGUCUGUCAGUGGAGGACAGAAAGUUCGCAUUGCUCUAGCGCGCGCCGUUUACUCCAAGGCUACUCUUGUUCUUCUCGACGAUUGCCUUGUCGGCCUCGACACCAACACGGAGCGCCACAUCCUCGGUGAGAUCUUCGCUCCCCGAGGUCUUCUCAGCAGCGCUCCCACCACGACUAUCCUCGCCACAAGUUCACCGAGAUAUCUUCCCUUCGCCAACUACAUCAUCCUCAUUGACGCCGACGGCCGUGUUGUUCGGCAAGGCACAUACGCCGAGAUUACACCGCAUAUAGAGCAGCUCGAACAUGACGUGCUGCAAGUAUCUGACCGCGCUGCCGCUGCACGUGAACCUAGAGCUCAAGACUCUGAUGAACUACCCAACACUGCAAUCACCAAUGACAUCGCUUUCAAGAAGGGUGCCAAUGGUGAUUGGGCUGUAUACAAGUGGUACUUUGGCGUCAUUGGCUGGAUGGACUUUGUUGUCUUUCUAUUCCUCUGCUUGGGAUUCGUGAUAGGCGUCAUAUUUCCACAAAUAUACCUUGGACUAUGGUCGGAGAAGACUCUCCAGGAACAAGUUGAUACACUUCCGUCAUUCUAUGGCGUCUUCUUCGGCGUUGGUUCAACGGCAUGGAUAGCUCUCUUCUCAGCAUGUGUAUGGCUCUUUUUACGCAUCGCAGUUCGGACAGCAGCUUUGUUCCACCAUCUCAUUCUCACUACAACACUCAAUGCCAAAAUGGAUUUCUUCUCCCAGACGGAUAGUGGAGUCACGUUGAACAGAUUUAGUCAGGACCUGCAGAUUACCGAUAUGGAGCUACCGCUGGCUUUCGUUGGCGCCACGAUGAACUUGCUGAUGCUUAUUGCGCAGUGUAUCGUUGUCACGAUCCAAUCCCACUACGCGGGCUUUGCGAUUCUGGCUAUCGCUGUUGUGAUUGGCUUCUUUCAUGAGUUUUAUCUUCGCACUUCUCGAAGACUUCGUGUCAUGGACAUUGAGGCGAGGUCACCUGUCUUGUCGCUGCUGUUGGAGUCUCUUGAUGGACUCGCUACUGUGCGCGCAUAUGGCUGGGCAUCAUGGUACUUGCGACGGGGCAUCGAGGUCCUUGAGCGAUCACAAGUACCCUUUCACUUCUUGCAGUCUGCACAAGUCACACUCAAUCUCUCAGUAGACUUGUUUGUCGCGACUCUUGCCCUAGUCGUUAUUUCCAUCGCUGUUGUACAGAUGAACACCAGUGGCGGAAGUCUUGGUCUCGCGCUGUUCAACAUCGUGGGACUUGGGCAAUCAGUCAAAGGUGUCGUAUUCUUCUGGACUUCGCUCGAGAUUACACUUGGUGCAGUUGCUCGUAUCAGAGACUUUACUCAGGACACAAAGUCGGAGCAUGAGUCGGAUACGAAGCCUUCGGCGGAGUGGCCAUCUAAGGGCGAGAUUCACUUCACCGAUGCGACACUUACUCAUUCAACUUCGUUGCCACCGACCAUUUCGAAUUUGACGCUGGAUAUCAAGCCAGGCUCCAAGAUGGCCAUUUGUGGUCGGACAGGAAGCGGAAAGAGUACCCUUGUGAACUCAUUGCUCGGCCUAGUGCAGGUCUCUUCAGGUCUCAUCAGCGUCGACGACGUUGACAUCUCAACCCUGGCCAAGGAUGAAGUACGAUCACGCUUCGUAGUCCUCCCGCAAGAAUCUCUCAUCCUCUCAGUAAGUAUUCGAGAGUACGCAAAGCUUUUUGGCAUUUCAGACGAGCAAGAGAUUAUCCAGGGCCUGAAGAAGACAGGCCUAUGGCAGACGAUUGAGCAAGGAGGCGGUUUAGAUAUGAUCGCCUCAAGCGACACCUUCUCCCACGGAGAGCGUCAGCUCUUCGCCAUGACACUAGCCUGCCUCAAGAAGGGCAAGAUCGUGCUUAUGGACGAGCCAACAAGCCACGUCGACAAUGAUAUCCAGACACAGCUGCGCCAGACAGUAUUUGACACGUUCCCUGAUAGCACUGUCCUCUGUGUCACGCAUCAGGUUGCAACUAUUGUAGAGUUUGAUAUAGUUCUUGUACUAGAUGACGGCAAGAUCGUUGAGCAGGGUGAUCCCAAGGAACUGCUGCGGCAGCCAACUUCGCGUUUCGCACAGCUGUACUCGGCUGGUGAGCUUUGACCUCGGGGAUGAGAUUAUGCAAUGCAUGCUGCAGGUGCCUUUGUCAUGAUGACGCCGGACUUCGGGCGUGCCGAGCAGUCAGUUAUAAUUAGAUUUCUGUCAUGUACUUCAAGUGCUUUCUAGUUCUUAUUUUCGUAUUCCAUCCUUGUCUCGACAUGGCAAUAAAAGGCCCAAUAUGCAACCACCAUCAAAGCUCUUUGUUUUUCCUUGACAUAAUCCAACAGCCGUCAGAUGAUGGUAUAUCCUGAUAGCGCUACACAGCUUGCAAUUGCAUUAGCGCAGGCCGCAGUUUUGCUCCAAAGUCCAUCGCAUACCCUAGCGCCGAAUCUGCUGAUGUUUGCUGCUUACCCUUUACCCCUCAAUAACUGGAUCUAGUUUGUCAUCCACUGGUCAGAGCUUUUGUGAUAAUGUUUGUAGUGCUGAUAUUAUACCGUACAUAACUGGAAGCAUCUCCGAGCUGGACCCAAACAUGUCGAGAGUGCAUAUGCAGGAUGAGGGCGAGUGAACACAAACUACAUUCCCGAAAUUUAAGCUAGCAGCCAACCUGCAUAUGUACGGCCUUUUCUCAAUGGAACGUACGUUUGCGUGGCGUUAUGGUAUUGGUUGGAGAGGUGCAGGGGGGGUUUUGUCCCGCACUGACAGCCGACCCAUCAUCUGCAGCAUGAACCGUAAAGCUUGCUUGGUUUACCA
Fusarium verticillioides 7600 is the source of this 5164-nucleotide messenger RNA. RefSeq lists its product as hypothetical. Gene Ontology annotation, molecular function: ATP hydrolysis activity; ABC-type transporter activity; ATP binding. The transcript is spliced from 14 exons. Gene Ontology annotation, cellular component: membrane. Gene Ontology annotation, biological process: transmembrane transport. Lineage: Eukaryota; Fungi; Ascomycota; Sordariomycetes; Hypocreales; Nectriaceae. The record is from RefSeq and is a predicted model, not a curated record. Bases 176 to 4474 code for a protein of 1432 amino acids.